Molecule: messenger RNA, 1276 nt
Organism: Tilletiopsis washingtonensis
Lineage: Eukaryota; Fungi; Basidiomycota; Exobasidiomycetes; Entylomatales
Exons: 1
Coding region: 334-1071 (245 amino acids)
Source: RefSeq, a predicted model, not a curated record
CUGCAGGCGUUCAGCGAUCUGCUGGCCUCGCCGUGUAUACCCUCGCAAGCCGAGCCGAACCUUCAUGACACACGUCUCUUAACACCUUUUCUCUCGCCUUGCCUGACUAUUGUGUUCCCCUUUGAGGCGAGGACGGAGGCAAGCAGCAGCAGCGAGAGGAGUCUGAAAGUCCGUGUUGACGUCGGCGCCGCGCGUGCGGCCCAGCCGCACACUCAGGAACGGGAGAGGGGCAGUCCCGCGAGCGAUAGAAGAGCGCGAAGCUCGGCUCGGUGCGGUGAGUCAAGCUGCCGUCUGGUUUUCUCUACCUCGCUACCACCAACACUCGUACCACCAAUGCUCUCCAGUCCUCGCGAGAUGAGCUAUAGGCCUCCAGGCCGCUCUCGCCGACAAGCUGCCGGCGAUCCCAACGCCGCUCGCCGCGUCACUUCAACGGCGUCACCCGCCGCUGCGCCGCAUGCGUCCGUCGGUCAGGAAGAGGAGCUCUUCUACGCCGGCAUGUAUGCGCCGGCGGCGGAGCGUCUCGAGCCCAACUGCCCGACUCCAGCUCCGUCCGCCUCAGACUGUUUCCACGAGAGACGGCGCGCGAGGCACGCGCGGACUGCCACGACUACGGCGGCAGCGACAGCCGCCGCGACGGAGCAGGACGGUUCAGCUCGCGAAGCUGGUUCGCGGGCGGGCAGUGCCAGCGAUCUCGCGACGCCACUUCACACUGCAGCACGUCCGUCGAGCGCUUCAAGUGUUCGCACCGGCAGUGGCGCGCUUGUCGUCGGCGAAGGACAGCUCAAAAGCGUGAAGGCAACCACACAACAGAGCAAGAAGUCUGCCGAGCCGACGUCGCGAUACUCGAUUGCUGCUGGCCGGGAGGAGAAGCGCAAGCAGCAAGCAGCCGCGUCUAAGGCCGCCCGGAACGAGCAGCCAGACUCGUCUGAGGACACCGAAGAGGAAUCAGAGGAGGGGUCUGAGGAGGAAGCCUCAGCGUGUUGUAUGAAGGCAUCGUUCUUGCACAGAGACUUCGUAUUCAUCUGUCCGAUGCGGACCUGGACGCUCUCCUGCUGCAAGCCGAAGAACUGAAAUCAGCGCUGCCUUCCCCGGACCUACCCAAACAAGAACUCGAGCUCGUCGAUCUUACCUCGGCGCCGUGGAACCGUUCCAACAUCCUGCCACCGAGCACCAGCGAGCCGCUGCUGAGAUGGCUCAAGAGCUUCUAUCAAGAGCAUGUGCAGCCCCUACACUCCGCGAUCGAGCCGCGCUUUCAAGAGUCUUUGAGAAUCCGAGC